Messenger RNA from Hyposmocoma kahamanoa, 1747 nucleotides. RefSeq names its product cytochrome b5-like. Lineage: Eukaryota; Metazoa; Arthropoda; Insecta; Lepidoptera; Cosmopterigidae. Gene Ontology annotation, cellular component: intracellular membrane-bounded organelle; membrane. The record is from RefSeq and is a predicted model, not a curated record. Bases 54 to 410 code for a protein of 118 amino acids. Gene Ontology annotation, molecular function: heme binding. The transcript is spliced from 4 exons.
UCAGCCAGAAAUACGCGCACGUGUAGCCCGUUAGCAGAGAUACGGUCCGCAGCAUGCCCGAGGCGAAGCGGUACACGCGUGCGGAGGUGGCCAAGCACGAUGGGAAGGAUACUAAUACAAAACUCUGGAUUAUUGUGAAGGAUGUCGUUUAUGACGUCACCAGUUACGUCGACAAGCAUCCCGGCGGCAAGGAUCCGAUUAUGGAAAGAGGGGGCCAGGAUGCGACAGACGAUUUCGCUAACCACCCCUUCCGCGCCAAAGCAAUGAUUAAUAGGUACAAGAUCGGAAAAAUUGUUGAGGAAGAAAAACACUACAGUGCCAAGGGCAACAGGAAAGGCGUAACAUCAGCGAGCCCUGAACAGAACAGAAGAAGCUGUACGAACGUCGUCACCUGCGGCCUGCUCGGGUGACCAGUCGCAAAAAGUACCUCCCACAUUAUCAUAUAUUAUAAGUUCCAUAUCUGCUGUUCACGUAAAGUGUAAUUAUUAACGCUAGUGUGUGUCUCACGUUUAUUAAAGAAACUUUGAAAUGGGUAUAUAAACAUUGAACUUAUCUCGCAAUGAACGACCGUCGUUACAAAUAAUAGUUUAACCCGAAAAAUUGUAUGUGUUAAGUAUAAUAUGCGUGAUGUACGUAUGAAGUUUUGCUCUGCUAAAUCACAAUAUAUGUUCAUGAAAAGAAAGUACAGGGUGUAAGAACAUUUAAAAUGAAGUGGAAUGAAAUUAAAUGAAAAAAUCUAUUCAUGCAAAGUAUAAAAGUAGGCAAUGUGGUUGUUCCAAAUGAUUGGAAUAAUAAAUUUAAUUCUUGAAACAAUAACUUACCAUCGACAACAGCAGAGACCGAGUUUGUUCUCAAUUUCCCUUACAAUAGCCAUUAGUACAAAUUAAUUGUAAUUUUUGUUUAAAUGUUACCUGAUUCUUAAUGACAAAUUAAUGCACGAGUAGUAGGGCCUUUUUAAAUAUAUUGUUAUUUUUCCAAAUUGUUGCUUAAAAUGUGUCCAACACAUGUGUAAUGUAUUAUACGCAUACAUUGUAUUAUUAUUUGUUAUUUCAAACAAACCAAUAUUCCGGGCUCUUUACGACUCCCAGGCGGCUGACUGAUAUAGUACCUAUUUAUAAAGUAGUUAUGACUAACUUUAAUAUAAACCAAACUGUUCUGAACUAUAGUUACGAAAAUGAUUAUUUCUUAAUCUUCUUUAGUUCUCUUCUUUUAAUUUUACAAUUGUACACCUAAAAAAUAGUACCACUUCCAAUGUGCAGCAAUUCGAAAACUAAGAAUUCGAUAUGUUUUCUCUACGUCCUCUUUUCCAAGUUCACUCGUAGAUUGUUUAUAGUUAACCCAUAUAUAUACGACUUUAACGUGUCGUUAAUUAAGGUUAUAUAAUAUAAUUAACUAGGUGCUAAUUGUUUCAGUUUCUAACUAUUGGAACAUCAUCUGUAAACAUUAAACAUGUAUGUUUAAUUAUCGAUAGUAUACCAUUUUAAAUAAGAAUAGUAAAGCUCCUAAGAUGCUUCCUUGAGGAAUACCAAACCUAUUUAAACAAUAAUCCGAAAAUUUCUUUUUCAAAUUGCAUUCUACACGUUGCUACCUGUUACGCCGAUAUAACAAACCUUCUAUUAGCUUUUAUGUAUCUAAUGCAUUGACUUACAAUUAUAUGGACGUCGGGUCCGCGCUAAAAAGUGUCCGAACUUAUAGGGCGUUAAAAUCGUAUACAGAGCGUCAUUCACGCUUUAGUCUUCGUUUGUUC